Messenger RNA from Symbiodinium natans, 1146 nucleotides. The record is from the annotation of a GenBank genome assembly. NCBI's taxonomy places the organism in Eukaryota, Dinophyceae, Suessiales, Symbiodiniaceae.
AUGGAUGUGUGCUUCGCAGCUUGCGCUGUGGCACAAGGCUGGACCAGCACGGCGUGGGUGGUGGCCAAUGCGAGCUUGGUGAAGCGCGAGGGGAGUGCCGCAUUCACGGCUGCUGUAUCUCACAUUCUUGCUUGGGCCAUGCUGUUGGUUGCAGCAACUGGGGUAAACAUUUGGACGAAGACUGGGCCGUCGGAUCUCGUUGACAAAGCGCGACGGGUUGUGUGGAAGCCUGCUUGGAUUGCUGGCCUCGGGUGGAGCUCCACACUCUUCAUGGUGGUGGCAGCAGGACUCUUGGGCGCCGCGCUGGGUCAGGUACUUGUUGUGUCUGGAGAGCUCAGCGCGGCCGUGAUAGCUGAUCUUCGUACGCAGAAGGUCCAGCAGACGGCACAAACAAGUCUCCUCCAUCUCCUCGGACCGCCCAGCUUGGCCCUGACAGGCAUCAUCGUCAGCUUGUUCCAGGAAAUCAGUGGUGUUGGCCAGGCCUCGCUGAUCUCCUUCAUUUGUGUGGCUGCCGGUGCUUUUUUUUGUGGUGUUUGCCUCGUGCUGUGCUCCGUCGGGACGACACAUCUGCGCGAAUUCAUUGGACCUUUCAAUGCGGGGGCAUGGUCUGCAUUUGUCGCCUCUCUGGGGAACAUCAUGAUAUGGGGGGCUAUCGAGAUUGGUCAAUACGCCCAUGUUCAGGUAGACUCCAGCACCGGAACUUUUCUACUGUGGGCGGUUGUGGGCAGCGCCAGCUUCUGGAACUUGAUUGUCGUCACUUUUGUUCCGCCUCGCAUCGGCUUCGCGCGCACUUUCUGCCUCAUCGUCACUGGAAAGGUCACGAGCGGACUCCUCGUUGACGCCACAGGGCUUUUGUCCCCGAGGCGGCCCCUGACUGCAGCCCGUUGCUUGGGAAGCCUCUUGGUCGUCAUUGCUGCCUUGGUGCAGAAGUUGGGCUCAGCCAAGGAGGACAGUCAAGGGCACAGAGCGUACGACAUGGUGGCAAGCGCAACCACGGAAACAGAGGUGUCCACCGAACAGCGGCUUGGCGCUGCACAAGCGCAGAGUCCUGUCCUGCCCUCUGUGAUUGGUGCAGGCGCUGUCGCAUCUUCCAGUGAAUAUGAGGCUUGCGAGCACAAAGAGGCUCACAGAGGCCCUGGCGCAUGA